AUGGACCGCACAACUGCCAGCAUGGAGCUCGCGACUGUCGACAUUCCUCGGGAGCGCAUUCUCACCAGGACAACGUCAGGCGCUCCUAAGCAGCCAAGACGAUGGGUGAUAUUCCUGGGGGCCGGGGCACACGAAGCUUCCUCUUCCACACACAGUUUUACCCGCCGCCAAUACCUCGUCUCGAGUAUGUUGUUCAAGAAUCUUCUUGGGCUUGCCGCUUGCGCAAGUUGGGCCUGGGCAGCACCUUUGGCUAUCGACAGUAUUCUUCCUCGCGACACCAACGUCGAUGGCUGUCCUGGCUAUGCGGCAUCCAAUGUAGUCACCACUGACUCUACCCUCACUGCGGACCUGACCCUCGCUGGCGCCGCCUGCAAUGUAUAUAGCGAUGACAUCAAGGAUUUGAAGCUCUCAGCAGAGUACCAGACUAAUGAGCGUCUCCAUGUAAAGAUUUACGACGCGGCGCGCUCCGUCUACCAGGUUCAGGAGGAAGUUCUACCUCGCCCCAAGAGCGGGAAUGCGACCUCUUCGGGCGCGGCGCUCAAGUUUGACAUUGUAGAAUCACCUUUCUCUUUCAAAGUUACACGCAAAGAAAACUCCGAGGUUCUGUUCGACUCGUCCGCUGCGCCAAUCGUCUUUGAGAAGCAAUAUGUGCGUUUGCGCACCAGCUUGCCAAACGACCCCAACAUCUACGGCCUUGGCGAGCACAGCGACUCUUUCCGCUUUCACACUGAAGAUUACCAGCGAGUCUUGCUGAAUUCAGAGUCGCCCAACAUCCCCCAAAAGGCCAAUCUCUACGGAACACACCCAAUCUACUUCGAUCAUCGUGGCGACAAGGGCACCCAUGGCGUCUUCCUACUCAAUGCUACCCCCAUGAACAUUGACCUCAAGAAGACCGCAGAGGGCGCUCAAUACCUUGAGUACAACACUAUUGGUGGCAUCAUUGAUUUGUACUUUUUGGCGGGCAAGCAGCCUGCCGAGGUGUCCAAGCAGUACGCCGACGUGGUUGGCUACUCUGCCAUGUACCCCUACUGGACAUUUGGGUUCCACCAGUGUCGAUUUGGUUACUGGGAUGUCAAUAUGGUGGCUGAGGUUGUGGGCAACUACUCUACCGCUGGAAUCCCACUCGAGGUCAUGUGGACUGACAUUGACCACAUGAACUUGCGCGAGGACUUCACCGUUGAUAAAGAACGCUUCCCAAUGAGCAAAAUGCGUCAGCUUAUUGAUACGCUACAUUCGCGCGAUCAACGCUAUGUCCUCAUCCUGGACCCUGGCAUUCACGCGGUCGGCAACUAUUCCACGUACCAAAAGGGCCACGACAUGGACGUCUUCCUGAAGGCUGCCGAUGGUACAGAUUCGCUUGGUGUGCAGUGGCCUGGCGAGGUCGCUUGGCCUGAUUGGUUCGCGCCCAAUACGCAAAAGUGGUGGACCGAUGAGAUUGUAUCGUUCUUUAACCCCGAGACUGGCAUCGACCUGGACGGCAUUUGGGUUGAUAUGAACGAGGCCUCAAACUUUUGCGAGGAUCAGACUUGCAACGCACGCCAAAAGGCCAUCAACGACGGCAUCCCACCGAAACCUACGAAUCCGCCACGUCCCAAUACUGGUCGUCCAAUUCCCGGCUUUCCCCUAGAGUUCCAGCCCAACUCGAACAACACGAAGCGGGAACUCGCGCUACGCCAGUCUGAGGGCCACAUGAAGGGUCUCCCUGAUCGCCAGUGGUUCUCUCCAAAGUAUCGCGUCAACAGCCAUAGAGGGGACAUUCAACAAUUCACAAUUUGGACCAAUACUUCAAACUACGACGGUAGCUGGCAGUACGACACUCACAAUCUCUAUGGGCAUAUGAUGGCGUCUGAUACUUACAAGGCCAUGGAGACGCGACGCCCCGGGCUCCGGCCCUUUGUGUUGACACGCUCGACAUUUGCUGGUACUGGUCGCAAGGCUACCCAUUGGUUUGGUGACAAUAUGUCAAGCUGGGAGCACUACCGUACUUCCAUCCGUCAGAUGCUUGCUUUCGUUUCCAUGCAUCAGAUGCCCAUGGUUGGUUCAGACGUCUGCGGCUUCAAUGGCAAUGCCGACCAGUGGAUGUGUGCACGCUGGGCUCUCCUGGGUGCAUUCCAGCCAUUCUACCGCAACCAUGCCGAAAUCAGCACGUUCCAGCAGGAGUUUUACCAAUGGCCCCUUGUCACCGAGGCGGCCAAGAAGGCAAUCGACACACGGUACAAACUCAUGGACUACAUUUACACCGCACUGUACUACCAGACGACCACGGGCACGCCCAUGAUCAACCCGCUCUUCUUCAAGUACCCCAACGAUGCAAACACCUUUGGCCUCCAAGACCAGUGGUUCUACGGCGACGACCUCCUCAUCUCGCCUGUCGUAAAUGAUUACUCGGACAACGUCACCUUCUACCUGCCAGACGACUUAUUCUACGACUACUGGACCGGCGCCCGCGUCCAAGGCGAAGGCAAAAACGUUACCAUGUCCGGGGUCGGCUUCACAGAUAUCCCCGUCCACAUUCGCGGCGGCAGCAUCAUCCCCGUCCGUGAGAACAGCGCAAACACAACCAAGGCGCUACGCAACGAGCCCUUCAAACUCAUCGUUGCCCCCGACGCCCAAGGCAAUGCGAGCGGUAGACUCUACCUCGAUGACGGCGAGAGCCUCGAGCAGCAGGCCGUCAGCGAGAUUACGUUUGAGUACUCCAUGGGCAAGCUCAAGGCCUCGGGUGCAUUCGACUACAAGGCCACUGGCAGUGAGAGCAUCACGGUAGGGAAGGUUGUAGUGCUCGGCCAGAAUGGUGGCGCUUCCAACGGUGCUCCGAAUCAGGCUGAAGUCACUGGGCCGUGGAAGAUGGACGGGGGCUUUGAGGUUACCGUCUAG
This is a messenger RNA of Plenodomus lingam JN3, 2874 nucleotides long. RefSeq lists its product as uncharacterized. Gene Ontology annotation, biological process: carbohydrate metabolic process. The record is from RefSeq and is a predicted model, not a curated record. NCBI's taxonomy places the organism in Eukaryota, Fungi, Ascomycota, Dothideomycetes, Pleosporales, Leptosphaeriaceae. Gene Ontology annotation, molecular function: hydrolase activity, hydrolyzing O-glycosyl compounds; carbohydrate binding.